This is a messenger RNA of Menidia menidia (Atlantic silverside), 2843 nucleotides long. NCBI's taxonomy places the organism in Eukaryota, Metazoa, Chordata, Actinopteri, Atheriniformes, Atherinopsidae. The record is from the annotation of a GenBank genome assembly.
UCUGUGUGCGUGCCUCCUCUGGUGAGAGGAGGACGGCUUCUGCCUCCAUAAUCACACACAUUCCCUUCACCCCGGUGGCACGCCGCCCCACCUCCUCCUCCUCCUCUUCCUCCCUCCUCCACUCCCUCAGAGACUGAGGGACUGUUUGGGGCUGUUUCUCACUGAGGAUCUGCGGGAUAAUGGAGCGCCAUCACACAGCAGGUCUCAGAGUGUUCAGCAGAUCCUUCCAGCCGGCCCACGCCAGACAGAACCUCCCGUAAAGCAGGGAUUCUGUUUACUGUAAACUUUCUUCUUUUUUGAAAGUCACAGGACAAGGACCUCUUUCAUAUGGUUUUUCUGCGUCAUGUGUUUUUAUGUCGUCUGACAUUUCCCCCCCCUCCCGUGUUUUGAUGUUUAUAUGAGGGGCAGCAACAGGCCCACCAUGGUUUUCCCAACAUAAAUCUUUUUUUUUCCCUACCCUGAAUGCUUUAGUUGAAGCUGCUUUCUGUUUACCUAUAUCUGCGAAUGGGAGGACCUUGUUCGACUUUUUGAAAAAAAAAAAAGAAAAAACGAACUUUGUUUUCCUGAGGCGGAUUUUUGGGUCCGUUUUUUGCUGCACAGAUGGCUCUUUCGGAGGCCAAAGCGCCGGAGACGUCCCGCUCCAGAUGAAGCGCGCCGCGCAGGUUUCUGUUUGGAGGAUUUGCGACAUGGGCUGAGCUCUGGUGAUGACUGCUCUCCUGAAAGCUGCUUAGUUAUGCGAGGAUGGACGCAGGGAAGUGGAGACGGAUUAAGCUUUGAUUUUUCUCGGUCGGACUGCUGUUCCACAUCUUUACGCACACGCGCGGAGACGCCGCAGCCUGGAACAAGAGUCACUCCAUUUGAUGCGUUUUCUCAGUGGAUUUUUAUCUUAAUGUGAUUUAGGGGGGGGGGGCACGUAGAAGACGCUUUCUUUUUUCAUUUAGAAUAACCUUUUCAUAUUUGAUAACUUGAGUGUAGUUGCGACAGACAAAUCGACGAUGCGUCGUUGUCUCCUGAGUGGCAAAAGACGCGGGUGCGUGCGUGAGGAUAUUUUAAAUCGACCAUAGAAAAAGGUGCAAGGUUAAGCUUUCCAGAUGAAGCACUUGUGAGCAGAUGAGCAGUUAAUAACCGGGAACUUCGGAGGGAGCUGAUUUGAAGCUUUGAUUUGAUACUGUAAACUUUUGCGCGCACUUUUUUGGGGUGUUUUUGGGGGGGGUUAUUUUUGUUGCGUCUGGUCGGGAGCCGUCUCUCCGCGCCAUGUGGCCGCCCUGCGUGGCGCUGCUGCUGCUGCUCCGGCUGUCCGGCUCGCUGCUGCCGGUGGAGGGCAUCAACACGUGCGAGUCCAUCAACCUGAAGGCGCAGAAGUUCCGGCGCAUCGAGGCGGUGCGCGGCCAGAUCCUCAGCAAGCUGCGCAUCCGCAGCCCGCCCGACGACGACGACGACGCCGACGGCGGAGACCCGCGGCCGGGCUCCGUGCCCCCGGAGGUGGUCCUGCUCUACAACAGCACGCGCGAGCUGCUCAAGGACCGCGCGCGGCUGGUGGAGUCCGCGUGCGAGCGCGAGAGCAGCGAAGAGGACUAUUACGCCAAAGAGGUGCAGAGGAUCGACAUGACGCCCCCGCGCACCGACUCCAACACCGUGCAGCCAUCGGAACCGAACCGCUACUACAGGGUGGUCCACUUCGACGUCAGCGGGGUCGACCUGACCAACAGCACCAUGGUCAAAGCUGAGUUCAGGAUCUUCAGAGCUCCCAACCCGCAGGCCCGGGCCUCAGAACAGAGAGUGGAGAUCUACCAGCUGCUGAGGCCAGACGAGGACAGCACCUCCACUCAGCGCUACAUUGACGCGCGCACCCUCCAGCUGAGGACCAAGGGGGCCUGGAUCUCCGUGGACGUCACCGAAACCAUCAAGGACUGGGUGUCGGAUCCAGAGAACAAUCUGGGCCUGAAGCUGGGCGUCCACUGCCACUGCUGCACCUUCGUCCCGGCCACCAACAACAUCGUUCCCAAUAAGAGCGAGGAGCUGGAGGCCCUGUUUGCAGGUGUGGACGACGAGCGGCUUCGCCAGAUGAGGAAGCCCGGACAGGUCAAAGGCCAGGCCGAUUUCAGCACCAAGACGCCGCACCUCAUCCUCACCCUGCUGCCCAGCGACAGAGUGGACAACCCGGCCAAGAAGAGCCGCAAGAAGCGGGCCGCCGCCGCAGACGCCACGACCUGCUCCCGCGGCUCCGAUCAGGGAUGCUGCCUGCGCUCGCUCUACAUCGACUUCAGGCGGGACCUCAACUGGAAGUGGAUCCACGAGCCAAAAGGUUACAACGCCAACUUCUGCGCCGGAAACUGUCCUUACCUCUGGAGCGCCAACAACCACUACAACAUGAUCCUGCCCCUCUACAACAAGCUGAACCCCGAGGCCUCCGCCUCGCCGUGCUGUGUUCCUCAGGAGCUGGAGCCCCUCACCAUCAUGUACUUUAUUGGGCGCACGCCGCGUGUUGAGCAGCUCUCCAAUAUGGUGGUCAAAUCCUGUAAGUGCCGCUGAGGGACACCCAGAGGAGACCUACACAAACACCACGAACUGAUCCUCUCUUAUGGAUUCUCUUCUCAAUAAGCUUUACCUUUUGACAGACGUGUGAGAUUUUUUUUUUCCAAUGCUAUUUGAAUCAGAAUAAGAACAUUUCCUCCCAUUUCUGCAUAUCUCGGCCUUAUUUCUUAGUUCUCUGGAACUUUUCUUUCGAUGACUUGGGGCUCUGUAAAUGUGACAACAGUGCUCUAUUAAACCUGUGCUUGGAGAUUAAAGUCUGAAGGCGGUUUUGUGUGAUUUGGCCACAUUUGGCCCGGCCGCUGCAGAAA